GAGUGCAAAACGACGAGGUGGGAGGAGAAGAGAGAGGAGAAGAACAGAGAGGAGAGAGCGGUGCAGCGCACUCAUCAUGCACGCCAGACUGCGUGGACACACGGCACGCGGGGCACAAGGAGGAAGAGGGAGCGGCGGGUGGCGACAAGCGACGGACAAUAACAUAACCGUCAGGUUUUCAGGACGUUAGAUAACAACUUUUUCAAGACCACCGGGUACUUUUUCCCCCGUUUCAAACAUGUCUUAAUUGUAUUAAAAUACUUUAAAUGCCUCGGGACGUUGAGAAAAGCGCGUUGUUUGCGGAAGUAAGUAAAGUUGAGUUGAAGGAAGUUCAGACAGAGAAGGAAAAGUAACCGAAAAGUGGUGUCAAAUUCGAGAGUAUUCCUAGUUCUUCGGACGGGGUCCGAACUUUAGAGAUGGAUACCCACGUAAAAGAGGGACAACUUUACGUUCAACAUCAGAAGUUUGGCAAGAAAUGGAAGAAGAACUGGUUUGUCCUCUAUCCAGCCAGUCAAAAUGGCAUCGCUCGCUUAGAGUUUUUCGACUGCUCAGGGGGCGGGGCCAGCGACAAACCCAACACCAAGAAACUAGACAAGAAGGUUAUACGUCUAUCAGAUUGUAUCUCUAUCCUCCCUGCCCUCACUGAAGCCUGUCCCAAAGACAAUAUGUCCGCCUUUUGUGUGGAGACCAACGACAAGACUCAUGUGCUCGCUGCAGAGAGAAGCGUCAGCACAGAGUGGGUGGAGAAGAUGUGUGAGAUUGCCUUUGGGGGGGUUAGUGGUAGCAGCAGUAGCGUGUCUGACUCUAACGGAAAGACUAAUCUACAGAUGGCUGAGAAUCUCAUCUAUUCCAGCCGAGAAGAGGUGAAUGAGUUCUGGGUAAGUGUGCAGAGGACAGAGGCCUCAGAGCGUUGUGGUCUGUUGGGAACUUACUGGCUGAAGGCCGACAAUGACAGUCUCAUAUUGAAGGAGUCCAAGAGCAAGAGCAGUCUACUGAUCUGGCCCUACAAACUACUGAGGAGAUAUGGACGUGACAAGGUGAUGUUUUCGUUCGAGGCGGGGCGGCGCUGCGACUCUGGUCCGGGGAACUUCAACUUCGAGACCAAACAGGGUAACGAGAUCUUCCUCAUCGUGGAGCAGGCCAUCCAAUCACAGAAAGCCCUGGCCGAGGAGUGCCACCUCAGCUACCAUUUGAGCAGCCUGGAAUCCGACCCUGGCCCUGCCCCCAUUCAGCAACGGAGCGCCGUGGCAACGGGAGGUGGCCUGGUAGUCGACGGCAACACCAGUAUCCGGGAUCUGGAUGGGGAUUCCAGUUCCGGAGGGAGUAAGCCCGGAUCAGCCGAUGGAGUGUUCGGGAGGAGGGAGGGAGAUGGAGGGAAGAGCCAAAAUCAGAACCUUAAAGGGAGGAGUUUACCAGAGCCACCGCCGUUGGUGAUAGGAAUGGGGGGGACGCCCCCGCGCUCACCAAUGCCUCGAGGAGGUAAAGGAGUAGGCGCGACCUCGUCUCAAGAGGAACAGGGGAGUGUGUACUCUGAACCCGCUGACUCUGUCCGUCUCUCCUCUCUCUCCGCCGGCGACUGUCUCUACUCUGACCCCGUUGAUACUAUCAAGACACAGACCCCCAACUCCCUAAACCUUCCGAUCCCCACCCCUCGACUCCGACCCCUCGGCGACGAGGGAGGGGUCACCGGGAUUGGGGGUCGUAACCACGGCAACAACCAGCUCGAUCCCCUCUAUUCGGACCUCUAUGAUCAAAUCAGUUUGGAUCUGAUACAGAAGAUGAGUGUUAUGGGGCUGGAGGAAGGAGGAGGAGGAGGAGGGAGAGGAGGAGGGGGGAGAGGAGGAGGGGGGAACAUGCGUUCUCUCGGGGGUCAGGCGGAAGGAGCAUCGUCAUCGUCACUCACCGACGCCGAACACAUCUAUGAUGAACCAGAGGGGCGAGCAGGAGGUGGUGUUUUGGGAAAAGACAGCCUUCCUCCUCAGCCCCACGAGGGGCUCUACAACCUGCCUACAGACAACUACACAGUCCCCUCCUAUGGAAAACAACCACAGCCUCCUCUCGUCAUCAGAGGACCAGGGGGCUCCAAGUGGCCACCCAAGCCUGCUACCACCCCCAAGCCCAAAAAGGCUGCUCUUCCUCGGAAGGAUCCCGUGCCUCUGCCCCUGGGGAAGGCUGGGCCUGGAGGUCCAACUAACCUGAACAAUAAUAACAGUAGCGGAGGUUUUGGAAUUGGAGGGGCCUGGGGUGUAGUUGGGGGAGGGGGAGACAGGGCCAGGGGUGUAGGUGGGGAAGGAGGAGGGGAAGGUAGGCACACAGAGCUGUACAGUAAAGUGUCGAGACACAAGCCCCCUCCCAAUCCCUGGUACCCCCACACCGGCCUGCGAUCCCCUGAUAUCAUCUAUGACAAUCUGGGAGACAUUUAAGCCCCUAAACAGGACUGGAUGCGCCAAAUGAAAGAAAACAUACUGAAACAGUGAGGACAACCUGGACUUGUCCCAUAAGAAACUCCAUUUUGAACACGACCCAGGAGAUU
Messenger RNA from Salvelinus sp. IW2-2015, 2533 nucleotides. RefSeq names its product docking protein 1b (gene dok1b). Gene Ontology annotation, cellular component: cytoplasm. The record is from RefSeq and is a predicted model, not a curated record. Lineage: Eukaryota; Metazoa; Chordata; Actinopteri; Salmoniformes; Salmonidae. Gene Ontology annotation, biological process: positive regulation of MAPK cascade; cell surface receptor protein tyrosine kinase signaling pathway; Ras protein signal transduction.